Molecule: messenger RNA, 1614 nt
Organism: Lithohypha guttulata
Lineage: Eukaryota; Fungi; Ascomycota; Eurotiomycetes; Chaetothyriales; Trichomeriaceae
Gene: ICL1
Product: isocitrate lyase 1
Exons: 3
Coding region: 1-1614 (537 amino acids)
Biological process (GO): carboxylic acid metabolic process
Molecular function (GO): isocitrate lyase activity
Source: RefSeq, a predicted model, not a curated record
AUGGGUGCACUCGACGCAGAAGAGCAGGCCUACCAGCAAGAGGUCGCUGCUGUCAAGCAGUGGUGGCAGGAUUCGAGAUGGAGACACACCAAGAGGCCGUACACAGCCGAAUCGAUCGUGCAGAAGCGAGGAAACUUGAAGAUACAGUACCCUAGUGCUGUUCAGGCAAAGAAGUUAUGGCAGUUGGUUGAGGAGAGAUUUGCAAACAAGCAAGCUACUCCCACGUACGGUUGUCUCGAUCCUACUAUGGUGACUCAGAUGGCUCCCUUCUUGGAAACAGUCUAUGUUUCUGGCUGGCAGACAUCCUCGACCGCUUCCUCGUCUGACGAACCAUCCCCCGAUCUAGCAGACUAUCCUAUGGAUAGUGUUCCCAAGAAGGUGAACCAUCUGUUCAUGGCUCAGCUCUUCCACGAUCGAAAGCAACGAGAAGAAAGAUUGACAACUCCAAAGGAGAGCAGAAGCAAGUGCCCCAGCGUUGAUUACCUUAGACCCAUCAUUGCCGAUGCGGAUACGGGCCACGGUGGCUUGACUGCGGUCAUGAAGCUCACCAAACUAUUUGUCGAGCGAGGUGCUGCUGGCAUUCAUAUUGAAGACCAGUCACCCGGCACCAAGAAGUGCGGCCACAUGGCUGGCAAGGUGUUGGUACCAAUUUCAGAGCACAUUAAUCGACUUGUGGCCAUACGUGCUCAGGCGGACAUCAUGGGCACUGACCUGCUAGCUGUUGCGAGAACUGACGCCGAAGCUGCGACCUUGAUUGCUUCCAACAUCGAUCACCGUGAUCAUGCCUUCAUCCUAGGAAGCACGAACGCCAACCUGCAACCACUCAACGAUCUGAUGAUCGCAGCCGAGCAGUCAGGCAAGGUCGGCGAGCAGCUCCAAGCCAUCGAGGAUACCUGGACUAGCCAGGCCGGUUUGAAGCUCUUCGACGAUGCUGUCGUAGAUGCUAUCAAUGCAGGCGUUCACGUCAACAAGCAAGAUUUGAUCAAGCAGUACAAAGCUGCUGCUGCGGGCAAGUCUAAUCCAGAGUGCCGAGCUAUCGCAAAGGGCAUAACUGGAGUUGACGUCCACUGGGACUGGGACGCGCCACGUACACGAGAGGGUUAUUACAGACUUCAGGGCGGAUGUCGCUGCGCCAUCAACCGAGCUAUUGCAUACGCUCCAUACGCCGAUAUGAUCUGGAUGGAAAGCAAACUACCAGACUACAACCAAGCAGUUGAGUUUGCUGAAGGCGUGCACGCUGUCUGGCCUGAACAAAAACUCGCAUAUAAUCUCUCUCCAUCUUUCAACUGGAAGACCGCCAUGAAUGCCUCAGAUCAAGAAACCUACAUUGAGCGUCUAGGCAAGCUCGGCUAUACUUGGCAAUUCAUUACCCUCGCUGGUCUGCAUUCAACUGCCCUGAUCUCCAACAAAUUCAGCAAAGAGUUCGCUAAGCGUGGUAUGCGCGCUUAUGGUGAGCUUAUCCAGGAGCCCGAGAUGGAGAACAAGGUCGACGUCGUUACGCAUCAAAAGUGGUCUGGUGCGAACUUGGUAGAUCACACGCUCCAGAUGCUUACCGGUGGUAUCAGCAGCACAUCUGCCAUGGGUAAGGGUGUGACCGAGGACCAAUUUCACUGA